CAUGGGGGGGUUUUCCUGGAUCUUCUCGGAUGCUGGUGUUGAGCAGGAGUGAGAACAUGAGCAGGGGCAGAUUCCUCAGCGGGUUCCCGGUGUGAAUUGGGGGAGGAGGUUUUAGGUCACAUGACUUUAAACCAUCCUUGUGGACCCUUUGUUGUUGGCAGGGCUUCUCCGAACCGUGUGUAACGCCUUGCCUUUUUAUUUAUAUAUACCUUUAUACAAGCACACACAUUGUGUGUGUGUGUGUGUGUGUGUGUGUGUGUGUGUAUGAAUGAUUUCAGGGCGUCAGUAGACGCAUCGAGAGGAAUAAAAACACACGCUUCAUGCUUGGAGGCAGGAGAGCAUUCACGGUCGAGAUGAACAAAGGGAGAGAAGAGAAGAGAAGGCAGGACUAAAGGAGCUCGGGAUCAGACUGAGACUGAGAGAUGGUUCUGUGAAGGAAGUGCGUUUGCGGGUCAAUUAGACGGAAAUCUCGCGCACCGAAACCCGACGCGCGCUUUUAAUUAGAAUUGCUAUAAGUAUUAACUAUUUAUAUAUAUAUAUAUAUAUCAUUUCUUUCCUCUGGGUACCAAGCAAUUCUAUUCUCUAAAAGAAAAUAAGGACUAAAGUUGAACUGAACAUCAUCUGUCAUCAUGGUUCUCGGUUGUGCGCUCAUUCGGAUCCGGACCCUCCGCCGCCGCCAUCUCCACUGCGCUCUCCUGUGCCUCCUGAGCAUCGCGUCCGGGCUCGGCGUCCGCUCGUCCUAUCCCCAAGGACCAGACUGCGCUCCAGACAAAGGAAAAGACUGUCCAGAUUUGUCGGAGAAGAAAAGCGAUUUGCGAGUGUGUGACAAAUCCACGUGCCGCUUCGGUGGAACCUGCAGCGCUGAUCUUCAGUGUGUAUGCCAGUUUCAGUGCCAUGAAAAGUACAUCCCUGUGUGUGGAUCUAAUGGAGACACGUAUCAGAACGAGUGCUACCUGAGGCAAGCGGCCUGCACACAGCAACGACCCGUAUCUCUAGUGUCUCCUGGAGCCUGCGAUCCAGAUAGCAGCUCAGGGUCUGGAGAUGGAGAUGAUGAAGGAUCAGGUACAGACACAAACAGGAAACUCAAUAAAUGUAGCAACUGCAAAUACGGAGCUGAAUGUGACGAGGAUUCAGAAGAUGAGGACUCGUGUUCGUGUAAAAUAGACUGCAGUGGACAUAAUGAGAAUCCAGUGUGUGGUACAGAUGGAAACUCCUACAACAACCCCUGCCUUGUUCGGGAGGCUUCAUGCCUGAAACAGGAGCAGAUUGACGUUCAGCAUCUUGGGAGAUGCCCAGACAAGGGGAAGAAAAAAGACGACGGACUGUCCUACAAGCCGGAUCUUUUCGACACGUCAGAUCCAGGAGAAGGGAAGGGAUAUGGAUGGAUGCCUGUUGCCUGCACAGAUGACAACUUUUGUGUUCACGGCCACUGCGAAUUCAAAUACGGACAUUCCUCGUGCCUGUGCGAUUCCGGAUACACAGGGCCACAGUGCGAGGAGGUUGCCGACUUUAACAUCCUUUACGUGGUGCCCAGCGGUCAGAAGCUGCACUACGUCCUCAUCGCCGCGAUCAUCGGCGCCGUACAGAUCGCCAUCAUCGUCGCUGUCGUCAUGUGCAUCACCAGGAAAUGCCCCAAGAAUAACCGAGGACGCAGACAAAAGCAAAACAUGGGUCAUUUCUCUUCAGACGCCCCGUCCAGGAUAAUGUAGCUCUGCUUGAUUUUUAUUUUGUUUUUGCUUUUAUACCUUUUGUAUCAUGUGGAUGGCAUUCCAAAAUAUCUUUCUUUUCAUUCAGUGUUUAUUCUGUGGACAAUAUUUUUUUUUGUGUGUGUUUAUUUAUGGUGCCUUAUUGUUCAUUUUUUUCCUCUGGACAUCGAAGGAGCGCGUUGGCAGCAAAACAAACUGCCGGCUGAAGGAUAAAAAAACAACAGAAAAGCUUUUCUUUUUGUCUUCCUUUGUUUCUGUUGAUUCUUUUCAGUAAAUGUUUGUGAAUGUUCUCGGUACAGUUGCUGUACACUUUGUUCACGGAAUGUUUAGUGAGUGCAGCUGAACACCAAAUGGAGUUGGUUAUUUACGACAAAACUACAACGUUUGUUUUUUUUUCUUUGCGUUUUUUUUUUUUUGUAAUUGCAGAAUGCAGUGUGGACGGAGGGCUAGUUAAUGUCGCAACGUUGAAACGUGUAUGGAUUUUAAUUUGUAACGUUAUUUGGUGGUGUCCUUCUGAAAUUAAUCAUUAAUUUAAUUCUUGACACUGCAUAUCGCAUGAAACUGUGUCCGGUGAUGUAGAUUUAACAGAAUUAAAUGAAUUGUCUUCUGACUCGUCUAGUGUCAACUGUAUCACAUCUGCUGGAUGCCUGAAGAGUCAUUACAUGGUCAUUACUUCUGUACGAUGGUUUUUCUUUUCAUAAUGUCAACUGAAACCGU
Messenger RNA from Silurus meridionalis, 2423 nucleotides. RefSeq names its product transmembrane protein with EGF-like and two follistatin-like domains 1b (gene tmeff1b). Bases 630 to 1709 code for a protein of 359 amino acids. Lineage: Eukaryota; Metazoa; Chordata; Actinopteri; Siluriformes; Siluridae. The transcript has 10 exons. The record is from RefSeq and is a predicted model, not a curated record. Gene Ontology annotation, molecular function: protein binding.